AUGCCGUUCUACGAAAGAGGCGCAACCCGUAUCUAUUACGAAGAGGUCGGAUCGGGAUUCCCGCUGCUGAUCAUUCCCGGAGGCGGACUUAAUUCCACCGUUGACGGGCUGCGUACUUCGCAUCCCUUCAACCCCUUGGCGGAGUACGGCAACGACUUCCGCGUCAUCGCCGCCGACCUGCGCAACUCCCCUCCGGGCCAAUCCACCGGCCCGCUGGAAAUCGACCGCCCCUGGGACGCCUACUCGGAAGACCACCUGGGGCUGAUGGACUUUCUCGGCAUCGGCGAGUUCAUGGUCAUGGGGUUCUGCAUCGGCGGGCCGAUGAUGCACAACCUACUCCGGCUGGCGUCGGACCGCGUCGUCGCGGCCGCCUUCAUGCAGCCCAGCGGUUUCCGGCCGGAGUUGCCGGACCUCUUCUACCAGAACAACAUCGCGGGCUGGGGGCCGCCCCUUUGCGAGAAACGUCCGGAUAUCACCAUGGAUAUGGUGCAUGACUUCUUAACGAACAUGUACACCAACCGCGCGGACUUCGUUUUCACCGUGUCCCGUGAUUUCGUGAGCUCCCUCGAGACACCCAUACUGAUCGCGCCCGAAGACGUGCCGGCACACCCGUAUGCGGUCGCGAUGGAGGUUGCCAACCUCGCCCCGAACUCCGAGGUGACCAUCUAUCCCUGGAAGGACACCCAGGAGCACAUCGACGAGGCUGUAGCCCACGCUCGGCGCUUCCUCAAGGCCCACCAACCGGCAGUGACGACAGCCUGA
Geodia barretti is the source of this 762-nucleotide messenger RNA. The record is from the annotation of a GenBank genome assembly. NCBI's taxonomy places the organism in Eukaryota, Metazoa, Porifera, Demospongiae, Tetractinellida, Geodiidae.